GACAACUGUCAAAAAGUAUCGUUUGCGCUAUCACAUCGUUUACAUUGUCACCGUCUUCAACAGAGAAAAAUAGAAAUUAUUAUAAAUAUUGACGAGAAACGUAUCGAAUACACCGAAAUGCAAAACGACAUGGAUAGAGUUGUUGAAUUGGAAGAAGGCAUUCGUUUCAACGAUUUGUUGUCGGGAGGUGCAAGCUUCAACAUCAAUCACAAAAGUAUGGCCGAGACCAUUGACCAAGACAUUUUUGAUGAGGUGGGUAGCGGUGAUGAAAAUGAGGACGAAGAGGACUUGGACAUUAAGCUGUCACCGUGGAAGAAAAGCUUUGCUGAGCUAAAAUUGUCGAUGGUGCAAGUCCCAAAUGAAAUGGGUAGCGUCUACAAACGGAUCAUUACUAAGGGCAUCGACGAGGUGAUGAAUUCACCAAACUGUCGAAUUCGAUGGACAUUCAGCAUGUUCUUCGAAGGCGAACCAAUGGCAUUCGACUCCAGCUCCAACCCAGUCACCGUUCAGAAAAUCGAUUUGAUUCUUGGCCUUCAAAUUGCAGCCGAAUCGAUGCAAAAGAAGGAAGAGGCUCAGUUUGUUAUCGACUACAAGUUGAUGUUUGGUGAAAUUGGAUGUCCGCCGCGUAUCAAACCAAAGGCUGACGUCUUAUUGGUGGCCAAAAUGAUUGAUUUCAUCGACACCGGUGACGAGAAUGCCUGUGAUAGUUUAUCUCAAGAAGAUCGUCGCAAGUUUGCCGUGCUCAAGGAUAAGGUAAUCGAGAUGAUGAAGAAGUUGCAAGAUCAUUUCCGAAACAAAAGAUACCGAUAUGCCAUAAAUGUCGGACAAACAGCCAUACGCAAUCUGGAAAUGUGUCAAGUGGCAAACGAAGAUGAGCAAACGGAGCAGCAAAAAUUCCUGAAUGAUCUUUACAUUCAGUUGACUACGUGCUUGGUAAAAACAGAAGAUUGGAAGAAAUGUUGUACGAUGGUGAACGAGCUGCGUCGUCGCACGAACAUCAGCCGAAAUGUGCCAGUGAUGUUGAACGAAGCCAUUGCACUGAGCCAUAUCGAAGACGAUUAUAAGCGUUCUAUAAAUUUGCUGCGAAAUGCCCAGAAACUUGAGCCCCACAACGAACUGGUCAAUAGUACAUUGGAUGAGGUGUUGGCCAAAGAGGAAAAAUAUCGGAAGCAGUCACAAGAUAUGUGGCGAAAGGCGCUAGAAGUGAAGUCCAAAGCUGAUGCUCAGAAAGAAUGAACACUUAUUAUGCCUUAGGCGUCACAAAAACAUUUUUAUAUUUUUUCAUUAAAUUAUUAUUACUAUUCAUUAUAAAUUGUGAAUAAAAACCAGCCGUUAAAUGGUGCUCCACACAUUCAAGCCGCAAAAA
Messenger RNA from Sitodiplosis mosellana (orange wheat blossom midge), 1366 nucleotides. It is a transcript of the gene shu, whose product is annotated as inactive peptidyl-prolyl cis-trans isomerase shutdown. Gene Ontology annotation, molecular function: protein binding; peptidyl-prolyl cis-trans isomerase activity. Lineage: Eukaryota; Metazoa; Arthropoda; Insecta; Diptera; Cecidomyiidae. The record is from RefSeq and is a predicted model, not a curated record. The transcript has 4 exons. The coding region runs from base 118 to 1236 and encodes 372 amino acids.